Messenger RNA from Pelagomonas calceolata, 873 nucleotides. The record is from the annotation of a GenBank genome assembly. Lineage: Eukaryota; Pelagophyceae; Pelagomonadales; Pelagomonadaceae.
GUCAAGUUCAAGAUGCAGAAGGCUAGAGCUCGCGGCGACGGCGAGAAGGUCGCCAAGUACAAGGGCAAGAUCGCGCGCUGGCAGCAGCAGCUGAGAGACUCGAUGGGCGAGGGCGAGGACGGCCUGCCGCCGGGCUGGGAGAAGAAGGAGACCGACGACGGCCGCACGUACUACGUCGGUCCCCCAGUGCGGAAAUCGACCAGGCUCGGACCAGCGGUCCGCGCCGGCCGGCAAAUUUGGUUUUCCGCGCACAGGUCGACAAGAUCGGCGAGAAGGUGUCCUGGGACCUGCCCGGCUGCGAGCCGCCGCCGCCGGCGAGCGUCGAGGCCUCGGGCAACCGCAAGUCUCUGCUCAUCGGCAUCAAUUAUCCCGGUAGCUCGGCUGAGCUCCGCGGCUGCAUCAACGACGUCAAGCGCAUGAAGGCUUAUAUAACGAGUUGCGGGUUCCCGGACGACUCCGAUUCCAUGCGCGUUUUAACUGAUGAUGGAUGCAAUGAUGGUGAUCCGACGCACGACGCGAUCCUCGAAGGUCAUUGAGCCGGCGUCCCCAAAGGCCCCCGUGGACGCCCUGCACCGCGAGCUCUCGCGCAAGCGCAUGAGCCAGAAGCCUCAGCUCUCCUCGAGCCAGAAGUUCGAGCUCGACGACCGCGCCUUCUCCCUCACGAGCGGCAUCGUCGGGAACGCCAACGCGAACCUCGGCCGCCCGCCGCGGCCGCCGGGCUUCAAGAAACGCCCGAACACGGCCGGCGCGCAACCCAUGGGAGGCUUACCGAUCGAGGAGUUCCUCGCAGUCAUGAACGGCGGCGGAGACUCCGGGGAUUUGGUAGGCAAGCUCAUGCAGCUCGGGAUUAGCCUCGCCUCGAACGCGGGCUAG